Telopea speciosissima is the source of this 988-nucleotide messenger RNA. Its product is annotated as zinc finger protein GIS3-like. NCBI's taxonomy places the organism in Eukaryota, Viridiplantae, Streptophyta, Magnoliopsida, Proteales, Proteaceae. Gene Ontology annotation, molecular function: DNA-binding transcription factor activity; transcription cis-regulatory region binding. The transcript is spliced from 2 exons. The coding region runs from base 126 to 839 and encodes 237 amino acids. The record is from RefSeq and is a predicted model, not a curated record. Gene Ontology annotation, cellular component: nucleus. Gene Ontology annotation, biological process: trichome morphogenesis; trichome differentiation; cytokinin-activated signaling pathway.
UAUCUUGUUUUUGGGUGCAGUGGAUCUUGAACACUUGUGAUCUCACUAUAAAUUACAAAGAGACCAAACAACUAAUAGGUGUAUUGUUUCUACUAGACACUUUAAACUUCUUGUUUUGAGAAGAAAUGGAGAGAAAUGUGGUGGCACAAGGUGUUGCUGAGACUACCCUCUCCCCUAGAUGGGGUGGAGGAGAAGGCUUCCAUGUUGAAGAGAAGAAGCUCAGGUUAUUUGGUUUUGAGGUGGAUCCCUACACAAAUGAUGGUCGAUCAUCUAGAGUGUCUGAGGAAGGAGAUGAAAGUGCAAGCUCUUCAAAUACAGUUUUGCCUUGGCAGAAAUCUGUGAAGGAGAAGAGUCAAGUGCCUAACAUGGAUGACAAGAAGUUUGAGUGCCAAUUUUGUUUCAAAGAAUUUGCAAACUCACAAGCACUGGGUGGUCACCAAAAUGCCCAUAAAAAGGAGAGAUUGAAGAAGAAAAGACAACAACUCCAAGCAAGAAAGGCAAGCCUUGCUUGUUACUUUCAACCUUUUCAGAACCACCAUGGUUUCAGUUUCCAUCUACCACCUCCAUGGUUCUAUGAUCCUUCUUCCUGUAUACCUGAGUUUACACUUUUUGAUGAGAACCAAAUCAGUUUCAAUCCCUUUGACCAAAACUCUUACCUUAAUGGUGCUCCUCUCACAAAAUCAUAUGCUUUACCUUCUCUUGUUCCUGUCCCACAAGAUACUUGUAUGUUCACCUUAACACCCACAAACAGUUCUAUCAAGAAAAGACCUCCCUUGAUCAAGCCUUCACCAUUUCCUAUUUCCAAGAGAAGCUGUAAGGGUCUGGAUCCCGUGCUUUAAAUGCUUAGAAGUUUCUGAAAAUCUGUUCUUCACUUGAUACAAGCCAUAGUAUAGGUAUGGCCUAUUAAAGCCAACUGCAAUGUACUGUACAAUUAUUUUAGCAUAAUCAAAGUCUUAAAUGUAUUUUCUGAUAAUUGAUACCUUUUCUC